UUAAGAAAACAAAUUCCCUAAAAUUUCGGCAGCAUAUUUUUUUCAGAUGAUUUUCUUCUUUGCUCAAAAAUGGAAUCCAAAACCCUAACGAUCAUCAAAGCUGGAAAACAGCUGCUCCCCAUGUUCAACUCUCAUCGGGAAAUGUUUCAACCUGCUAAAGCAUUCCAUUUUUUCUUGGUUCUGUCUUGUACCCCUUUUUGCUUAAUUAUAUGUGAACCAUGUGCUGUGAAUGGGAUGCCAAAAACAGAUGAAUUCAAGGGGUGUGAAAAAUAUGGAGAUACUCAAUAUGUUGGUUUUCAAGAAUCUAUUAUCAGUGAUAUACAUCCGGGCGAUGAUACUGGAACUUCUAUGACUGGUUUAAGUGUUGAGAGUGUAUGCACCAAUUCUCGUUCGUUCUGUUUUCCUUCAACAUUGCCUGGGUUUUUGACUGAAGAGACUACGCUUGAAGUAGGUGGUUUAGAAGUGUCUAGGACUCAGUCUGAUAGUGUGUCAUCUCAUGUAGAACAAAGUAAUCUUAGGAGGCAGACAAGUAACAGAAGUUGGUUAUCUAACCAUAGUAUGUUUAAAUUAUUAAAUGGUCGGACGGUUUCAUGUUCUUUAUAUUCAAGAGCUGGCAUCCAUGAGCUUUCGUCAGUUCAUACUGAUGGUGCUAAUCAAAAUGAUAUUUCUUCAUGUAGAGAACCUUUACUAGGUCAGAAGAGUGCAAGUAUUAGUAUGAAAAAGCACAAAGAGGUGACAGAAAUGGGUUCUUUUGACAGUUUAUCUUCACCUAAUGUACAGAUCAAUCCAUCUAUAAUGGAUUGGGGACGGAAAUUUUUAUUUUUUCCUUCAGUGGCUUACUUGACAGUGGCAAAUACAUGCAACGAAAGCAUUUUACUCAUUCAUGAACCAUUCAGCACCAAUAUACAGUUCUAUCCCUGCAAUUUUAGUGAGAUUUUGCUUGGACCUGGUGAAGUAACUUCAAUAUGUUUUGUAUUUUUACCUAGAUGGGUGGGGAUGUCAUCAGCUCAACUUAUUUUGCAGACAAGCUCUGGUGGUUUCCUGGUUCAGGCUAAGGGAUUUGCUGUGGAAUCCCCUUACGAAAUUCAGCCAUUACUAAGCCUGGAUAUUCCUUCUAGUGGGCAGUUGAGUAAGAACUUGUCUUUGUUCAAUCCUUUUGAUGAAACCCUCUAUGUGGAAGAAAUAACUUCAUGGAUGUCAGUUUCUCUUGGGAAUUCUACCCAUCAUACUGAAGCUGUUUGUAGUAUAGAAAACUUCAAGGGCUAUAGUGGGGAAAGCUUACUUGGUGCUGAAGAUUGGAUGGUCAUGAACAGUGGUAAAUAUGGUUUUCCACUUAUGGUUAUGAGGCCAAGCAGGAAGUGGGAGAUUAACCCUCAAAGCAGUGAAACCAUUGCAGAGAUUGAUUUAUCCUUUGAAUCAAAAGGAAAAUUUUUUGGUGCUUUGUGCAUGCAGGUACAGAGGUCUGCACAAGACUCUUCUGAUAUAGUCAUGGUUCCUCUUGAAGUUGAUUUGAGUAGGAAAGCAUCCUAUGAUGACCGUGCAAGUUCUCUUUUAGUUUCUCUUGAAGCAAUGGUGCCGUAUGAUGGCAGUGAAACUGUUUCUGUGGCUAUCACUUUGAAAAAUUCUGCUCCUUAUGUGCUGAGUUUUGUCAAGAUUGAUGAAGUUGCAGAUGCCAAGGUUUUCCACAUCAAAUACAUGGAAGGGUUGCUGCUCUACCCUGGUGCUGUUACACAGGUUGCAGUGGUUGCUUGCACUAAACUACCAGUUGAAAUUCAUGAUUCUUCUUCUGAAGUAUCCAACAUGAUCAGCAGUUGUAAAUUGCUUUUAAUGACAAAUGAGUCUAUUAGCCCUCAGAUUGAAGUUUCUUGUGAGGAUAUAAUCCAUAUCUGUGUGGAACAUUGGAAAAAUUUAUCGAUGGUAUAUGAACGUCUGUCUGAAAAGGUUAAAACUGGCAACACAAGGACAGUAUCCUUGAGUGAUGGCAUGCAACUGACAUCUCCGGCCAAGGUGUUGCAGAUGGCAGAAGUGGAUGAAUUGGUACUUGGAAAUUGGAAAUCUCAAGGUACCGCAGGUGGCAUGUCAGUGCUUGGUGAUCAUGAGGUUCUGUUUCCAAUGGUUCAAGUUGGAAGUCACAGCUCCAAGUGGAUCACUGUGAAAAAUCCUAGCACACAGCCAGUUGUAAUGCAGCUCAUUCUUAACUCGGGAGAAAUCAUUGACGAAUGUAGGAACAAAGAUGUUUUUAUGAUGCCCCCUUCUGGUAGCUUGGCUCACAAUUCAUCUCCAAUGCCAAUGAGAUAUGGGUUCUCCAUAGGAAAGAGUGCAACAACAGAGGCCUAUGUUCAUCCUAAUGGUAAAGCAUCUUUUGGGCCAAUUUUGUUUCACCCUUCGAAUCGAUGCGGGUGGACAAGUUCUGCACUGAUAAGGAACAACCUUUCUGGUGUUGAGUGGUUAUCUUUGAGGGGAUAUGGUGGAUCUAUUUCUCUAGUUCUGUUUGAGGAUUCAGCGCCCAUCGAGAGUGUAGAGUUUAUCCAUAGCUUGCCAACUUCUCUGAACAUCUCUCCUCCACAAACGUUUUUUCACGUGGAAGAGACUACUAAUGCAUGUUCUCAGCCAUUAUCAAAAGAACUUUAUGCCAAGAAUACCGGAGAUUUGCCACUUGAGGUUAAAAGCAUUGAGGUUUCUGGGACAGAGUGUGUAGUUGAUGGUUUUACAGUGCAUAGUUGUAAAGGUUUCUGUCUUGAACCUGGAGAGUCUAUGAAGCUUUUGAUAUCAUACCAGUCAGAUUUUCAGCAGCUUUGGUACAUAGAGAUCUUGAACUGGCUUCAGCUACAGGCAUUUUUGUCAUACCCAUGAAGGCAACUCUACCUCUGCAUAUGCUAAAUCU
This is a messenger RNA of Hibiscus syriacus, 2884 nucleotides long. RefSeq lists its product as uncharacterized. The transcript is spliced from 3 exons. The record is from RefSeq and is a predicted model, not a curated record. Bases 70 to 2853 code for a protein of 927 amino acids. Gene Ontology annotation, cellular component: membrane. Lineage: Eukaryota; Viridiplantae; Streptophyta; Magnoliopsida; Malvales; Malvaceae.